AUGCGGUGGCGUUUCCGUUUAGGUCGUGUCAUCAUCCACUCCGUCUCCAGUAAGUUCAUUCUCAUGUGCAAUUUCUUUGUUGCUCAUUACUCGAAUUUAGCAUUUCAAGUUCACUACAGUGAACGACUAGGUUUAAUUAUAAAAAGAAAAAAGAAGGCAAACAAUGCUUUUAAAUAUUGGUGCUCGAUCAAAGUUCAGUGGAUCAUUCACCCGAGUUACUAUGGUAAAAGCUUUUCAUUUAGCUGUGGAUCCAUUCAGAUAUUCAUUACUAACUUCAUCAAUUGGCUUUAUAUACAGGAUGGUUCCAAAGUUUUAGUUAAAGGAAACGCUUGUUCUGAUUCUCAUGAUUCAUUGCUUAAAGGUCAUAAAAACCAGCGUGAUUCAUCAAAAAAGAUGCCAUUGGAGAGUGGAAGAAUGCCAACAACAAACAAGAAUAUCCUUCGGUUGCUCCAUGAUUUUACUAAUCAGUUCCUGUUAGGAGGGUAUAAUGGUAAUUACUGUAUUCUCAAUGAAACUAUAUGUUGUUAUCCGUGGUGUCAUUACUCAUUACUAAUCAGUCCAUAUGUAUUCUCAAUAGUGUUAAUGCAGUCAAUUCGUGAGGAUAUUGAGAAAGAACACCAUGUUAUUGAAAACACCGAUGUUGUUAUAUUCUUCCAGGUUGCUGAAUUUAUUAUGUCUUUCCAGAAUCACAAGUUACUUGCUAGCUGUGGGAUUUGUUUUACAAUUUUCGCACCAUUUGUCAGCGAAUGGGUCCCCUUUUACUACACCAGUUCCAUGGCUAUUGGAGUUCUAGUUGUUGUUCUCAUAUUACUCUAUCAGGCAAGGAAAUUGUUGCCAACUGGCAGGAGAAAUGCAUUUUACCUUGGUAUAAUGUCCACAGUAGAUCUUUUUGUGGUGCAUAGCCUCUCAACAUUUCUGAAUUCAUUACUCCAAAACUUUGGGUUAAGUCAAGAAGUCCAGAACCCAGUUUCUGUUUUUAUGGUGCUUGGAAUCAUUUUGUUAGGAGCUGCUUUCGGAUAUUGGCUGGUGAGGAAAUAUAUUAUUUCUGAAGAUGGAGAAGUUGAUGUUGGAGUUGCAGUCACAUCUAUUAUCCUCAGCACGAAAGACACCCCUUUGGCAAUGGCUGCAGUGGGGUCUUGUUUGGGUGUAUACUACAUGAUCACGAAGAUUGUAAGGAAAAUGCCAUGUAGGAUCUAUGCAACCCUCAAAGAGCUCAACGUUGAAUGUAUCAUUCCAUUGGAAUGGACGAUUCUUGAAUGA
Molecule: messenger RNA, 1260 nt
Organism: Lactuca virosa
Lineage: Eukaryota; Viridiplantae; Streptophyta; Magnoliopsida; Asterales; Asteraceae
Source: the annotation of a GenBank genome assembly